AUGAAUUUCGCAAAGAUCCUAUCCUUCGUCUUCGCUCUGGUGCUGGCUUUGAGCAUGACCAGCGCUGCUCCCGAGCCCAGGUGGAAGAUCUUCAAGAAAAUUGAAAAAAUGGGCAGGAACAUCCGUGACGGCAUCGUCAAAGCGGGCCCGGCGAUCGAGGUCCUCGGUUCGGCUAAAGCUAUAGGAAAAUGA
Bombyx mori (domestic silkworm) is the source of this 192-nucleotide messenger RNA. RefSeq names its product cecropin B (gene CECB2). Gene Ontology annotation, cellular component: extracellular region. Gene Ontology annotation, biological process: antibacterial humoral response. Lineage: Eukaryota; Metazoa; Arthropoda; Insecta; Lepidoptera; Bombycidae. The record is from RefSeq and is marked provisional.